AUGUCAGAGAUUGCAAAUAAAAUUACUGGAAAAACAUUCUCCUCCAAGUCAAUUGACCAUAUUUCGUCUUACAAACCUAUCAAAGACACCUCAAACUUUUUGUUGUCUUUCGGAGUUGUCAACUACUUUUAUCAGCAGUUAUUUUCCGUAUGGAGUUUUGUCAAUGAGAAUAUUAUUGCCAAAUACUCGUUUAUUUUGAACACCCUUAACUUUGUUGAUGAGAAGUUUGAAAGUAUAGUUCUUGGAAACUUUGACUCAAUAGUAAAAAAGUUGCCAGACUUAUCAGGGUUGUAUCCAACUACUUUAUAUUCCAAAGUAACCACAAAAAUUAGUACUGGAUACUUGAAGCCUACAAAUACAUUCAUUUACAACACGUAUGAUAAGUAUUUACCUGCAACAGCUACCGACAACAAGCUUGCCUUCAAGUUGGAAGAUUUGAAGGAUUCUUCUGAAAUUACGAAAUUCUUCAAAAUCUUGAACGAAUUUUUAACCAGAUCUAGAUUAUACGUUUCCACAAAAUCUGGUGAGGUUUCGGGUAAGAUAGUGUCAAGCUUCAAUCAGGAGAAAGAUUCGUUAAAAGAAAAAUCCGAUGGUUUGUCGAAAAAUGUAAUUGCUUCAUAUAAUACAGGUUACAAAACUUUGAAGAACUUGAAUGAAGAAUACAUCAAACCAUUAAAGUCACAAACUCAAGGUUAUGUCGUCGAGGUUGCAACUAGCACCAAGAAUAAGGCUGAUUCAUUAUUGUCGGAUGCCAAGCUGCAAAUUAAUCCUAAGUUAAACAAUAUCUCUGCUAAAGGAGAAGAGCUUUUGAAUGGAAAGUCUACAUCUAACGGGUCCAUCCCAGUAGUUAGUGCAUCUGCUUGA
This is a messenger RNA of Priceomyces carsonii, 864 nucleotides long. RefSeq lists its product as uncharacterized. The record is from RefSeq and is a predicted model, not a curated record. The coding region runs from base 1 to 864 and encodes 287 amino acids. The transcript has a single exon. Lineage: Eukaryota; Fungi; Ascomycota; Pichiomycetes; Serinales; Debaryomycetaceae.